Molecule: messenger RNA, 3821 nt
Organism: Dermacentor andersoni
Lineage: Eukaryota; Metazoa; Arthropoda; Arachnida; Ixodida; Ixodidae
Product: major facilitator superfamily domain-containing protein 6-like
Cellular component (GO): membrane
Source: RefSeq, a predicted model, not a curated record
GGUGGGGUUAGUCUGGCAUUUAUAGCCGGGAAUUGUUCCGCAUGAGCCUCUUGUGAGUGUCACUGUGUGAAUGUCGGAAGAACUUCGUGUCUCGCAUGAAGGCAAUCAGCAGUCAUUGCGCCCUAUUCCUGAUUGCCGCAGGCCCUCCGGGGAAAACGACGUCUUCAAUGGUUAUAUGCGAAAGACUAUUGUUUUGCAGGCUGUCGACCAUCGCUUUACUUUCUAUGUCGAACUGCGUGCUUAUCCAAAUGUUCGAUGUCGGCGAUCUCACCACACAAGGCACGCAACGGGGAAGUGCAUCGUCCAGUCUUGAAUAACCAAGCCGGGGUGGACGCGGAGUCGGUUCGGAUGCGGUACAACGGCGUUGCUUCUUCCCGAAGACAAGCACACCGCGGCGAUGGAAUCCUGCUGGACCCGAUGCCUACCGAGGUCCGUCAACAGGCAGCUGCUGCCGCUGAAGGCCCACUUUUUUCUCUACCUUGCAGGACAAGCAUGCGUGUACCCGUACCUGGCCGUGAUCGGGCGACAGGUAGGAAUAAACGCUGCCAUGAUUGCUGUCAUCUUCUCCCUAACGCCACUGGCCGCUGUCAUCAUAAAGCCCCUGUGUGGAUUUGUCAUCGACCGGACGCAAAACGCCACUGCCGUAAUUGCCUUCCUUCAAACCAUCUUGGUCGUCUCCCAUGGGGUUGUUUUCUUCAGCCCCAGCUUCAAGGCCCACGCCGAUAGUUUGUUCACCGGUUACAUAAACUGCAACUCUAGUCAGCUGAUGGUAUCGAACGCAAGUUCGGCCUCUAGCGUUCUCUCCGGGGCUCGCGAAAGCGCCCCGCUUUCCUGCAACCUGACAGUGAUUGAAGACGACUAUUCAGUGAACGUCACCAGUGCCUCGUAUACCCUGGUUAACUUGAGUGGCCUGUCCGACAUAUGCAUCAAUGCGUCGGUUAACGAGAGCGUUGCCAGUGAAAUUUACGCCGCCCUGCGUUGUCCAUCCGAUGCCACUCAGUACGACGGCAAGUUCUGGAUCUACACCAUUUCGGUCGUCGUCGCUUGGGCGUCUUCGGCAACUCUGUACACCGUCACGGAUGCUGCCGUCUGCGAGCUGCUGGGCGACAACGUGAGCGCUUUCGGGCGCCAACGUCUCUGGGGCACCAUCAGUUGGGGCGUCGUGAGCCCGCUGAUCGGAUUCAUGAUCGACGAAGCCAGUGACUCUUCCCACACCGACUACAAGCCGGGCUUCUAUCUCUUCGCGGCCUUCAUGGCCUUGGACGUACUACUCAUAUGCUGCAUGCCCCGCUUGCGUACGGCAGACUUGUCCGUGAACUUUCUCAGGGACAUCGCGACCCUGUUCUGCAACGCCGAGAUCGUGCUGUUCACCGUGUGGACUUUCAUAGUUGGCGCCCUCAUGGGUGUCGUCUGGUCCUUCAGCACAUGGUACCUGGAAGACCUGCACGCCUCUAAGCUGAUGAUCGGCCUGACCAACACGGUGAUGAGCUUGUGCGUGGAGGUACCACUCUUCUUCCUCUCCAAGACAAUACUCGAGCGCAUCGGGUACUACUUUUCCUACUCGGCGGCUUUACUGGCGUUCUCAAUCAAAUUCAUCGGCUACUCGUAUCUUGUCAAUCCCUGGUACGGGCUCAUCGUGGAUAUCGCGGGCGGCACCAUCUUUCCCCUUGCCUACUCCGCCAUGACUGUGUUCGCCAAGCGGGCGGCUACACCUGGGACGGCUGCUUCGAUGAUGUGCAUCUUGGGCUCGACUUUCGAAGGUCUCGGUAUCGCAGCCGGAAACCUGCUGGGCGGAAUGAGCAUCGACAAAAUCGGCGCUCGGCUCACAUUCCGCUACCUUGGCUACUUGUCUGCCGGGUGCGCAAUUUUGUGCACUCUGACCUACCUGUGUCUUCGGCACCUGGGCAGUGGCCGCUUAGGGGCUACUCCCCGAUCGGAGAAGCUCGAACUGACGGGCGCCAAGGAACAGGAUGCCCGGCUGUGUGACAGUGCUGCCAAGAACGAAUGCGCCGAGCGCACUUACUUCUGAGAAUUCCCCGGUUGCUGCGCACAUUGGUUCCCCGGAGCACAGCUGCAAUGAGAUCUCCGACCGUUCCGUCAUCACCCGCAUAAUGACGUUCGGGUCUUCGAGGACACCACAAGAACCUACCCUUACUCAGUGACACUCGAUCCUGCCAUUCUCGCGGCUUUUUAGCAAUUGGGAGACCUGUCGACCUGAUCCUCGAGAACUCUGCGCUGGUGUAUGUGCGACGUGUUCGUGCUUUUUCAAGACAGACCUUGCGAUGCUGAUGAGUAUUGGCAUGAGGUACUAUGUGAAGAUGCCAUGUAUCGACGUUGUCGAUAGAACACUCUGCGCAAAGCGUCAGAAAUGUUGGUAGCUGCUGCUUGAGUCAGGCAUGGUUAUCUUCACUGUCUGAAAGUGUUUUUUUUUUUUUUUUUUUAAUCUCGUUAGAAUUACGCGCACAUAGAACUUGUGCCACCUAAUCUAAGCAUCUUCAGGGUAUUUUAGGUUAGCAUCAUGAAACAAGAGUUGUCUUUUCAUGGUUCGAUACUGACAUUCAUUGUAUCUUCUUCCAAUCGUAUUUCCUGGAAAAUGGUGCUUCUGAGCUUAGUUAAAUGAAACCAUCCUUUGACAUAACUGAUCUGCGCAAAAGAAAUGCACAGUUCGUUUAAGAAACGGCUGUCGCCUUUGCUUGGGCCCACGUGCGCUUAAGAACGGAGCUGCGCACGAUCUGUCACUUUUGGCGUUGGCCACCGCAGUGUUACACUGCGCGUUUUCAUGAAGCGCGAAUUUCUCAUAUAAAAGCGCGCAGCUUUUGCGCGGCUACUGAGGUUACGUGUGUUUUAAAGUGGCAAAAGUAGCAGGUGAGACUUAGUUUUCCCAAAUGCAUUUCGUGUGGCCAAGCAGCCGGCGUUGUAUGAUCGUUACACAUACGAUGCGAUGAAGCUUACGACACGCGCAGGUAUAAGUGUGUGCGUCGAGCUCGUCUCGCGUCGUGUGUUAAAAUCGUCGCGCUUGUUGUACUGCAGAGCAGCUACUGUUCUCAGAGCAGCUACUGUUCUAGGCGAGGUGAUGUCAAAAAUAUUGAGAAAAAAAAUUCUUGCCUUGGUCAGAAGCGGUUCACAAGAUCCGAUAUCAGAAUCUCAUUUGUUCUAUCGCUUUUUUUUAAAUACCUGCAGCUUUACGAAGAAAACGGGAGUUGUGCAUACGGUUUUUCUUAUCCUUUCAUGGAAGAACUUUAUUGCAUGGUUGCAUUUCAAAAUGCGUCGCCGGGAAAGGUGGGUUUACCAUUAUUGUCGGUUGGAUUUGUGGUAGACCCGAGAUGUCAGCCACUAUACUCAUUUUGCUCCUGAGCUACAUAUAAAAAACGAAAACGACCCAACUUGGGUCGUUAAUUACGUUUUCGAGCUGGAUACUGUUUUACUGGUUUUUGUUCUCAUCUUGACUGCGAAUGGCAGCUUUUGUAUUGUUUCUACGACAGACACAUGUUUGGAUAUUUUGUUAACUCAAUUUUUAGUGUUCUUAUACUGUUUUGAAGAUACGUAUUUGUGCUAUGCUUCGAGGUUUAUAGGCGUCUUUUUUUUUUCUUGCGCAUAUGCACUUAGCGAAACGUAGGCACAUUGUCGCGAAUAAUUACUUCUUAAGUAGCACCAUUUUUACACCAUUAACGCUGAACUUAGCGACCAGUGUCUACAAGUAGCUAUAGUUUUCGUUUCAGAAAGAAUUUUACACCAUGUAUAUUUUCUUCCCGAGCUCACCUAUUUUGGUACGAGUGCCGAGGAGAUUUUGCAGUCAAUAAAGUUUGUUUUCGAAAAUUCAA